GCCGCUUUUUGGAGGAUGAGGACGAGGAAACCUCCCUGCCCGGUAGAAAAGGUUUGGUUAGACCAGGAUAAAUAUGACGAAGCGGAGCGACCGCGGCACGAAAAGGAAGCGACAGCGGCCGCCGAGGAGCCCCAGGAGGUCGACGCCGUCAACGGCGUCUCCAAUGACGACUCCGUCGAAAGCGAAUUCAAGGGGGACUCGAAGAAAGCCAAGAACGGCAAGAAGCAAAGGAAACGGAAACGUUCCCCGAAACCCAAAAGCGCGGCCAAGUUGGACUUAAUUCUGGCCGGUUUGUCCGCCGACAACGUGUGGUUUGAAAAACCGCUUUACGAUCGUGCCGAGAGCGUCUACAGGCAGAAAUUAGUGGAUUUGCAGCACCAGGAGGUGCCCAAGGAUGCGCUGAUGGCUCAGGUGUUGCCAUUAGCGGCCGGGUUGAAAGCUUUUCAAGACGUUCCUCAGCUGAGGAUCCUUCCAGCAGCGCCGUCCUGCUCCCACGGGAGCCUGUCCGCCUGUCACCACGUCAUUCAGGACGUCUGGGUCAACAAGUUGGACUUUGAUAAAGCCGAGGAGAUGUUCCUCGAAAAAACUCACUUCUUCGUUCCCCCGAACGCCCUCAGCAUCCCGUCCAUGUGGCCGAACGCCGGCGGUGUCGCGCUGAGGACGCCGGAUGAGGGCUACGUGACGGCCCUGCCCACUCCUGCUACGCCGAGAGACAUCGGCGACGAUUCUUCUUCCUCCGUUCCUGGUUUGCCUGGCUCUGUACACCCUACGGUAAACGGUAAGCCGCAGGUUUCCACCUUUCAGGCUCUCGUGUCAGAGGUUUGGUUGGAGAAACCUCUUUAUGACGAUGCUGAGAAGAGUUUCUAUGAGAACAUGUUUGACGGUCACCCCUCGGGUACAACCACCCAGCAGCAACGCGCCAGCCCUGAAGCGUCAAAGAACGAGGACAAGGAGAACCUCAGUGUUGGAAAAGAAACGGCCGAUGAACACGUGGAUACGGCUGCCACCUGUUUAUUUCCUAACGACGCUGAGCAACCUCCGCCUACCAGCUUUUUUCUGCACGAGGGCAGCGAAACCGUGUGGCUUAAUAAACUGACGUACGACAGGGCCGAGUCGCGAUACUACGCAGCUGAGGCUCUGAAGACGGCGAGAGCGGGAGAGAGUACGGAGGUGGAGGAAUCCACAGUAAUAAAACCCUCCCGACCAGCUGCUGGUUCUUCUGCACCAGAAACGAAAAAAAUGGCAGUCGACCACUUUUUGUCCGAGAAGAUCUGGUUUGACAAAUACAAGUACGACGAUGCCGAGCGAAGAUACUACGAGCAGAUGAACGGGCCCGUCGGGGGCUCCUCGCAGCAGCAGGAGAACGGAGCCAGCACCAUCCUCCGCGACAUUGCCAGAGCCAGGGAGAAUAUCCAGAAAUCGCUGGCCGGACAGAAGACAGGUCCUCGUAGUAAAGAAGCUUCUGCUGCCCGUCACAAGAAGCAGUCGGGCCGUUCAACUAGCACGAAUACGACCUCUCCUGGGCCUCCUGGCGACCAAAACGAUCUCCUGUCCCGAAUUUCUCACCUGGAGGUAGAAAAUCAAAACCUUCGCAGUGUUGUUGCAGACCUUCAGAUGGCCAUCUUCAAGUUGGAAAGCCGCCUGAAUGCUCUGGAAAAGUCAUCUACCUCCCACCAACCCGCAGCGGUUCCUCCCACCCAGAAAGUGGAACCGUUCAGCGUUCCCUCCAAGAAAGUGGAGCUUCCGUCGGCUUCACCGGCAAAAAAAGUUGAGCCUCCUGCCGCAGAGGAAGAUGAUGAUGAUGACAUCGACCUUUUUGGGAGUGACGAUGAAGAGGAAGAUCAAGAGGCUGCCAAAGUCCGGGAGGAGAGACUGCGGCAGUACGCGGAGAAAAAGGCCAAGAAACCGGGUCUUAUUGCCAAAUCUUCCAUCCUUCUGGACGUGAAACCGUGGGAUGAUGAGACUGACAUGGCGAAGAUGGAGGAGUGCGUGCGAUCCAUCCACAUGGACGGGCUGGUGUGGGGAGCCUCCAAACUGGUCCCUGUAGGUUACGGCAUCAAGAAGCUCCAAAUCCAGUGCGUUGUGGAGGACGACAAAGUCGGGACAGACAUCCUGGAGGAGGAGAUCACCAAAUUUGAAGAUUAUGUGCAAAGUGUCGACAUCGCCGCUUUCAACAAGAUCUAGAAGUGAAUCCCGUCCUCCCCUCGGAAACUGUAACUAAUAAAAAUCAAGAUUGAGAGUGCAA
Columba livia (rock pigeon) is the source of this 2245-nucleotide messenger RNA. RefSeq names its product eukaryotic translation elongation factor 1 delta (gene EEF1D). The record is from RefSeq and is a predicted model, not a curated record. The coding region runs from base 16 to 2184 and encodes 722 amino acids. Gene Ontology annotation, biological process: translational elongation. NCBI's taxonomy places the organism in Eukaryota, Metazoa, Chordata, Aves, Columbiformes, Columbidae. The transcript has 9 exons. Gene Ontology annotation, cellular component: cytosol; eukaryotic translation elongation factor 1 complex. Gene Ontology annotation, molecular function: guanyl-nucleotide exchange factor activity; translation elongation factor activity.